Messenger RNA from Gorilla gorilla gorilla (western lowland gorilla), 860 nucleotides. RefSeq names its product adipogenesis associated Mth938 domain containing (gene AAMDC). The transcript is spliced from 6 exons. Lineage: Eukaryota; Metazoa; Chordata; Mammalia; Primates; Hominidae. The record is from RefSeq and is a predicted model, not a curated record. Gene Ontology annotation, biological process: positive regulation of fat cell differentiation. The coding region runs from base 396 to 821 and encodes 141 amino acids. Gene Ontology annotation, cellular component: cytoplasm.
CCGGAGGGCAGUUGGGGAGCGCAGAUCCCGGAGCAGCGCUGGGAGCGUAAGUGCGGGCAGAGCACUGCGCCGUUUGGGAACGCAACUUUGAGGAGACAGUGCGGUGGUAGAGAUGAGGUUUCACCAUGUUGGCCAGUCUGGUCUUGAACUCCUGACCUCAAGUGAUCCACCCACUUCGGCCUCUCAGAAGUGCUGGGAUUACAGGCAUGAGCCACCACGCCUGGCCAGUUCUGGAGGCUGGGAAGUCCAAGACCAGUUGGCUCGCAUCUGGUGAGAGCCUUCUUGCUGCAUCAUCCUAUGGUGGAAGUCAUCACAUGGUGGAAGCGCAAAGACAGGGCCAUACUUGUCCUUUUAUAAUGAACCUACUACUCCUGCAAUAACAGCAUAAUCUAUUCAUGAGGGUGGAACCCUCAUGGCUUAAUCAGCUCUUAAAGAUUUCAGUGAAGUUCCUUAUGACUUCCCCUGAAAUUGCUUCCUUAUCAUGGGGGCAAAUGAAAGUAAAAGGCUCUAAUACAACCUAUAAGGACUGCAAAGUAUGGCCAGGGGGCAGUCGGACUUGGGAUUGGAGAGAAACAGGAACUGAGCACUCUCCUGGUGUGCAGCCUGCAGAUGUGAAGGAAGUUGUUGAGAAGGGUGUACAGACUCUUGUGAUUGGCCGAGGGAUGAGUGAGGCCUUGAAGGUGCCUUCAUCAACUGUGGAGUACCUCAAGAAACAUGGCAUUGAUGUGCGGGUCCUCCAGACAGAGCAGGCAGUGAAGGAGUAUAAUGCCUUGGUUGCCCAAGGGGUCAGGGUGGGAGGUGUCUUCCAUUCCACCUGCUGAUGGAGCCUUAAGAGGAGAAUAAAUCACUAAGUGCCUAUG